Messenger RNA from Megalobrama amblycephala (Wuchang bream), 4070 nucleotides. RefSeq names its product macrophage stimulating 1 (gene mst1). The transcript has 18 exons. The record is from RefSeq and is a predicted model, not a curated record. Bases 100 to 2220 code for a protein of 706 amino acids. Gene Ontology annotation, molecular function: serine-type endopeptidase activity. NCBI's taxonomy places the organism in Eukaryota, Metazoa, Chordata, Actinopteri, Cypriniformes, Xenocyprididae. Gene Ontology annotation, biological process: proteolysis.
AACACACACCCACAGCACCCCUUCAUCAACUCAUCCAGUCGAGCAGAAUCAAAGUCCCUCAGAUGAGCUCUGCUGCUGGAGGAACGCAGCUCUUACACCAUGAUCUCACUCUUCUUUCUCACAGCUCUGGUGCUUUGGCUUGAUGCAGCUCAUGCACACCGCAGCGCACUGAAUGAUUUCCAGCGAUCUGAGGGGAGAGAGCUCGUUCUCAAAUCUCGUCUGACUGAACUUCCGGCGAUCACUUUGGAGGAUUGUGCUAAACGCUGCACAGAGAGUCCAGAAUGCAGAGCUUUCAAUUAUGAGUUUCGUCCAUCUGUGGUGUGUAAACAUCUGCCCUGGGUGGGUGACGGAGACAAUGCAGACGUCAAGAGAAACGUGAACUGUGACCUUUAUGAGAUGAAAGUCUAUGUGAGGAAGUGCAUUGUGGGUAAAGGAGAAGACUAUCGAGGGAAAGUGUCGACGACUAUGAGUAAACGAACAUGUCAGCAAUGGUGGUCGAAAUUCCCUCAUGACCACAGAUGGACUCCGUCUGCUACUAAUGGCUUGGAGAUGAACUAUUGUCGUAAUCCAGAUGGCGACCGCAUCGGCCCAUGGUGCUACACGACUGACCCUGAACGCAGAUACGAGAGCUGCAACAUCCCCCAGUGCAAAGAUGAGGUGUGCAUCACUUGUAAUGGAGAAGACUACAGAGGUCAGGUGGAUCACACGGUGAGCGGUAAAGAGUGUCAGAGAUGGGACCAACAGUAUCCUCAUCAACACAUCUACCAGCCAGAAAAAUAUCCUGAUAAAAGUUUGGAUGAUAAUUAUUGCCGUAACCCGGACGCAUCUCCGGUGCCCUGGUGCUACACCACUGACCCGACGGUGGAGAGAGAGAGCUGUGAUAUAAGCAAGUGCCCCGAGUCUCCCAAGCGUCGUUCACGCCCCAGCUACACCACUAAUUGUUUUCGGGGUCGUGGAGAGGACUACAGGGGCAAAGUCAACGAAACAACCUCUGGAAUCCCCUGUCAGCGCUGGGAUGCCCAGAAACCCCAUGAACACCCAUUUUUCCCCAAAACCUACGAGUGCAAGGGUCUGGAGGAGAACUACUGCCGUAACCCGGACGGUUCAGAGGCGCCCUGGUGUUUCACGUCUGUCUCUGAGAUGAGGACGGCUCUCUGCCUGCAGAUCAAACGCUGCUCUGAUGACAUUGAGGCUGAGGACUGCUAUAAUGAAAUCGGCAAAAACUAUCGGGGUGUUGUCCGCAAGACUCGUAAAGGUAUUCUCUGCCAGAAAUGGAGCGUCAAUACACCUCACAAAACCAAGAUAAACCCCAAAACACACCCAGAGGCCAACCUGACCGACAACUACUGCAGAAACCCAGACGGAGACCACCACGGACCCUGGUGCUACACCUCUGACCCCAAGACUGAAUUUGACUACUGUGCCAUCAAGCAGUGUGCUGGAGAGAAAGUGCCAAUAAUCGGGCCAACAACGGAGGUUGUGUUUAACGAGUGUGGAAAGCGGGACGACCGCCAUGUGAGGUCCUGGUUAAGGAUAGUGGGCGGCACACCUGGAAACUCUCCCUGGACCGUCAGCCUUAGAGACCGUAAAGGAAAUCACUUCUGUGGAGGAUCUCUGGUCAAUUCUGAAUGGGUCAUCAGCACCAAACAGUGCUUUUCUUCCUGUUAUGUCGACCUCACGGGAUAUAGUGCUAUGAUGGGAACCUUGUUCCGUGAUCCAAAGGAAGGCGAACCCGACAGACAAACCAUUUCUCUCACCAAGAUCGUCUGCGGCCCUUCUGAAUCCCACCUGGUCAUGCUUCAGCUAGAAACUCCUGCCCAGUUUAAUGAGCGUGUGUCUCAAAUAUGUCUUCCUCCGGAGCGCUACAUCGUGCCAGAUGGAACCAUCUGUGAAAUUGCUGGUUGGGGAGAAACAAAAGGAAAGGGGGAUGAGACUGUGCUCAAUGUGGCUCAGAUGCCUGUACUGAGCAAUAAAGAAUGUAACACAUAUUUCAAGGGUCGUGUCCGUGAGAACGAGAUGUGCACCAAGGCCUUCCAGGCUGGAGUGGGCGCCUGUGAGAGAGACUACGGCGGCCCUCUGGCCUGUCAGAACAGCGAUUGUUGGGUCCUGGAGGGAGUCAUCAUACCAAUGCGCCGCUGCGGACACGCCGGCCAGCCAAACAUCUUCAUCCGUGUGUCUGUUUAUGUGGAUUGGAUUAAGAAGGUCAUGGAGAUGACCUAACUGACAGACCAACUCAUAACACAGCAGCAGCAUGUCUUUUACGAGACGUUUCACACUGCCUGAUCUACUAAAAUAUAUAUAUUAAGUGGAUAGAAUGUAAUAUACUUAAAAAUGUGUUUUUAUAAGAUUAUGUAAGCAUUUUUUGUAUCGUUCUGAAUUUGGGGGGGUUUAAUUGACAUAAGCUUGUAUGCUUGCAUUUGUGGAACAUAUGGAUAAACAGGUGCACAUAAAUUUACAUUCAAACUGACAUCACCUGUCUGAAUUAUACAGAACUUAUUAUUAAACAUGUAAUCCCUAAAAGGACUGUCAUUUAUGCAUGACGCACAGAUUUGUUUUAGUCUUUGUUUUGAGUUAUUGUUUUUACAAAAUGUGCAUUAAAAAUGGCCAAAAAUUUUAGAAAACACAUUUGGAUGUACAAGAAUAUUUUUAAAAGAUUAAAUUUAUAUGCAUUUUCUAGUCUAGAAUGAACUCACUAUGGUGCAUUAACAGCAUGUGACCUAACGUGCUAAUGGCACCUUCACUUCCUUUUUGCCAAAAAUGUUAAGCACACAGCAAAUAGAUUUUAAUUUUAUUUGCUGAAGGUGAUGUCAUAUAUUACUAAAAAUUCUAAAUUUUUUGGUCAAACAUUAUUAUUGUAUUUUAAAUGCAAUUUUCCUUGCAUGACGUUGUCCAUAUAUGGAGCGUAGGCCUACAUUUUUGACAGAACAUAGUGAUAUUGCGGUAUUUUUGCAUGCAAUAAAUGAGCCUACACGGUGACAGGAAAUAAACAAUAGUCAAUAAGUAAAAAACACUUGUGUGCCUACCUUACCUUACAGAAGCUUGCAAUUAAGUUGCGGCAAGUCACUGUCUUAAUGGGUCAUUGAAUCAGUCAAUUCCUUCAGAAACAUUUUCUUUUCCACAUUUUCAACAUUUUCAAAUCCACUUUUGCUAGUUUAACGACAGGAAAAAUGGUUGCCGCACCUAGCGCAUGGUCUAAAAGGGUUGUCCCUAGUCUCUCAAUGAGUAAUGGGUGUGUUUUGGGCGUAACAUGCAAUAAACCAAUCGGAGUCUCAUCUCCCAUUCCCUUUAAAAGCCAGUUGCGCUUGUGCCAUGGUGGAUUGCUAUUUACAUGGCAGAAUUUGCAAGCGAUAAAACUGAACGCUUCUCUAGCGAGGAAACAGAUCUGCUCGUGCACGAGGUUAAAGCAUGCGAGCAGACCAUCUACGGGACAAGCCAGAUUCCACCAAAGCAUUUUUAUCUUUAUGCACACAAUAAUAAUCUUUUACAUUGUAAUCCUUUUUAAUAUUUGGCAUGUUUGUGUGCUGCUGCACAUCCCUGUAUGUGUAACAAGUAGAGUGUACUCUCCAAAAAAUAAAUACUGAGCCACUGACUUUAGACAAGGUUUCAGUCGGUCACUGGCGCAGUCUAUCGGUUGCCUCAAAAUAGCAACACGCCAGCAAUGCAUCUCAACACCUCAUUUUCAGACCAGCACGCCCAUGGGUGCACAAAUGGGUGCAAAUGCAUUUGCUAUUUAAACAACGUGGUGCAGGAUGUGAAACUGAUAACUAUGCAGGCUGAAACUAGCAAAAAACACUUGCAUCGCGCCUGGUGGCGCAUUGUGCCGGGAUGUAUGAUAGGGCCCUCAACAAUAUGUGUCUAAAAUGUAAGUUGCCUAAUAUUAACUUCUUGUUUAUUUAACUGUAGUAAAAUAUCAAUAUCAUAUGUGCAAUUUGCUUUUCGGGGACAAAUACGCAUUACCAUUCUGAUACAUCGACUUGUAGACGACCCUGUAUAAUUUGCUCUUCCUCUUCUUUUGAAUCAGUUUCUGGUUCAAACAUAUAUGGCUGAAUUAAACCAAUAUUUCCACUUUC